Galendromus occidentalis (western predatory mite) is the source of this 1769-nucleotide messenger RNA. RefSeq names its product sodium-coupled monocarboxylate transporter 1. The record is from RefSeq and is a predicted model, not a curated record. Gene Ontology annotation, cellular component: membrane. Gene Ontology annotation, molecular function: symporter activity. Gene Ontology annotation, biological process: sodium ion transport; transmembrane transport. NCBI's taxonomy places the organism in Eukaryota, Metazoa, Arthropoda, Arachnida, Mesostigmata, Phytoseiidae. The transcript is spliced from 10 exons. Bases 48 to 1769 code for a protein of 573 amino acids.
ACCUUCAGUAGUGGCAUUCGUCCCAAUCGUUUGCACUCGGACUCGAGAUGGGUGCAGCGCAAUUCGCUCUACUGGACUACCUCGUUCUCCUCGGUUUCCUUCUCGUGUCGACACUCAUAGGAGUCUACUUCGCCUGGAAGGAUCGGCGCAGCACCAGUAACAAGACCUUCCUCACCGGGAACAAAGAAUUAGGAUGGGUUCCCGUGUCGUUCUCGAUGAUGGCAUCCUACUUGUCGUCAAUAGCGAUCUUGGGACUACCUUCAGAAGUGUACAACCGAGGAGCUAUCUUGUGGCUCGGAGCCGUUUCUGCUACGAUCGCAAUUCUGGUAGCCGCGAGAGUUUUCCUUCCAAUGUACUACAACAUGGACAUCACCUCCAUCAACGAAUAUCUGGAGAAGAGAUUCAACUCGACUGCAGUGAGAAGCUUGGCGGCUGGAGUCUUCGUAAUACAGACGCUAUUGUACAUGGGCGUCGUCCUCUAUGGUCCCUCCCUGGCACUCGGCUCAGUAACCGGAAUCCCGGUUUGGAUGUCUAUUCUGCUGAACGGGCUCGUUUGCACCUUCUACACGGCCAUAGGCGGGAUGAAAGCAGUUGUCUGGACGGAUGUCGUGCAGAUGAUCUUGAUCUACGCGGGAUACAUCAUGGUUUGCGUGGCGGGAAUUUCGCACGUCGGCGGCAUCGGAAGAGUGAUUGAAAUCAAUCAGCAAGGAGGCCGGCUCAUCUUUGCCAAUUGGAGUUUCAACCCUUACUACACGUACACAACAUGGAACGUCACGCUUUCCUGGACCAUAGGCUGGAUGGGCGCCUACUGCGCCAGCCAGACUCAAGUGCAAAGAUAUUCCGCCAUAGCCUCGUUGGAGAAGGCCAGAAAAGCUCUACUGUGGAACAUUCCCGGAGUCUCCUCAACGCUCCUUCUAUCAGUACUUUCGGGACUCGUGCUGUACGCGGUCUAUGGUCAUUGCGACCCACGGUUCCGCGGAGACAUUGAGAAAACCGAUCAGUUGAUGCCAUUCAUCAUUCAAGAUCUCUUGAGAGACUAUCCCGGUCUGUCGGGUCUCCUCGUUGCAUCUGUGUUCAGCGGAUCACUGUCGACUUUGUCUUCCGGCUACAAUGCAUUGGCGGCGGUGACGUGGGACGAUUUCAUCAGACCGAGAGUGAGCCUCUCCGAUCGACAAGCCGUGUACACCACGAAAGCCGUCGCCGGAAUGUACGGUGUCCUCUCGGUGUUCAUCGCCUUCUUGGCUGGAUCUAUGGAAUCUAUCAUUCAAGCCUCGUCAUCGCUAAUCGGCGCGAUGACCGGCCCACUCUUGGCUGUGUUCGUCCUCGGCAUAACGAUUCCAUACGUGCGGAAGAAUGGCGCCUUAUGGGGCGUCUGCCUCGGGCUCGCCUUCGCUUGGUGGUUGACACUGGGUUCAAUCAUCUACCCGCGCAGCGGGGAUAAUCUUCCUGUAGACAACGCGCAGUGUCUCGCGCCGAACGCUACGCUGUUGGAGAGAGGAUCGUUCGAUCCUCCGAAGACUCCCGAUGGCAUCAUGGCGUUCUAUCACAUCUCGUUCAUUUGGAUCUCUGCUUUAGGUUUCGUCGCAACUUUGAUUUUCGCCGUCGCCGUUUCGACUUUCUUCGAAUCCGAUGACAAGACCGAGAAACUCGAUCCUCGGUACAUCGUUCCCUUCGCGAGACGCUUCAUGGAUCUGGGAGACGACCCGAUGAAAAUGACGUCAUACAAAGCUGUUCCCACAAAUGAACAAAACCGAAACUCCCAUCUGUAA